CCUGCCCGGAGGCCACCGGUGGUGUCAGCCGGGUCAGGAGCAUCUGCUAUUCCUGGCGAAGUGGAAUCGAGGCUCUGGCGAGGGAAGGCCAGGUCCCAGCCCUGCUCAGAAGCAGCUGUGACCGGUCAGGGAGCCCCAGGCUCUCGAUUCUGAGUCCUGGCCCAGGGGGACAAAUCCACGUGUGAGUGAAUGGCGGAGGACCGUGCAGGGAUGUGGCCAGCCCGCAGGAAGGCUCUCCAGUGGCUCCAGCUCCAGAAGUCCCAGUACCUGCAGCUGGGCCCAAGCCGUGGCCAGUACUACGGCGGGUCCCUGCCCAACGUGAACCAGAUUGGGAGCGGCACCGUGGAUCUGCCCUUCCAGCCCAGCGGAUUUCUGGGGGAGGCUCUGGCAGCGGCUCCUGUCUCUCUGUGGAAGCAGAUCCGCCCAGCACCCCCUGGUCUGGGGAGACAUCUCUGGGAGGAGAUGAACGGCCUGUGCCCUCUGGUCCCCAUGCCUGGAUGCCGCACCACCCCCUUAACUCACACGCACGUGGACAGCUGCCCAUACGGCACCGUGUACCUCUCGCCACCUGCGGACACCAGCUGGAGAAGGACCAAUUCUGACUCCGCCCUGCACCAGAGCACAAUGACGCCCACCCAACCAGAGCCCUUUACGGGUGGGUCCCAGGAUGCGCACCAGAAAAGAGUCUUACUGUUAACAGUCCCAGGUAUGGAGGAGACCGCAUCAGAGACAGACAAGAAUCUUUCCAAGCAAGGAUGGGACACCAAGAAGACAGGGCCCAGGCCCAAGUCCUGCGAGGUUCCUGGAAUCAACAUCUUUCCAUCCGCCGACCAGGAAAACACUACAGCCCUGAUCCCUGCCACCCACAACACGGGGGGCUCCCUGCCUGACCUGACCAACAUCCACUUCCCCUCCCCCCUCCCGACCCCCCUGGACCCCGAGGAGCCCACCUUCCCCGCGCUGAGCAGCUCCAGCAGCACCGGCAACCUGGCGGCCAACCUGACGCACCUGGGCAUCGGUGCCGCCGGCCAGGGGAUGAGCACCCCUGGCUCCUCACCGCAGCACCGGCCGGCCGGCGUCAGCCCACUGUCGCUGAGCACAGAGGCAAGGCGGCAGCAGGCCCAGCAGGUGUCGCCCACCCUGUCCCCGUUGUCACCCAUCACUCAGGCCGUGGCCAUGGACGCCCUGUCCCUGGAGCAGCAGCUGCCCUACACCUUCUUCACCCAGGCGGGCUCUCAGCAGCCGCCGCCGCCCCAGCCUCAGCCCCCGCCGCCCCCGCCGCCGGCCUCCCAGCAACAGCCGCCCCCGCAGCCCCCACAGUCCCCCCCAGAGAACACUGGGGGCCCUGCGAGCGUCCUGACCUGUCUGUCGUCGCAGGCACCGGCUCUGCAGCAGUACCGCACUAGCGCCGGCUCCCCCGCCAACCAGUCUCCCACCUCGCCCGUCUCCAAUCAAGGCUUCUCCCCCGGGAGCUCCCCGCAACACUCCUCCACCCUGGGCGGCGUGUUUGGGGAUUCAUUCUAUGAGCAGCAGAUGGCAGCCAGGCAGGCCAAUGCUCUGUCCCACCAGCUGGAGCAGUUCAACAUGAUGGAGAACGCCAUCAGCUCCAGCAGCCUCUACAGCCCAGGUUCGACGCUCAACUACUCCCAGGCGGCCAUGAUGGGCCUGACGGGCAGCCACGGCAGCCUGCCGGACACGCAGCAGCUCGGCUACCCCAGCCACAGCGGCAUCCCCAACAUCAUCCUCACAGUGACAGGAGAGUCCCCUCCCAGCCUCUCUAAAGAACUGACCAGCACGCUGGCCGGGGUCGGUGAUGUCAGCUUCGACUCUGACAACCAGUUCCCCCUGGACGAACUCAAGAUUGACCCCCUGACCCUGGAUGGACUGCACAUGCUCAAUGACCCAGAUAUGGUCCUGGCCGACCCGGCCACCGAGGACACCUUCCGGAUGGACCGUCUGUGAGCGGGUCGUGCAGCACAUGGCCGCCCAGCCCCCGGCUCUGUCACCCCGCCGGCCAGUGGUCUCGACGGCAUCGCCCCGAGCCUGGGGACAGCGGCGCUCCGUCCCUUGCAAACGGCCGAGCUUGUGAUUCUGAGCUUGCAAUGCCGCCAAGCGCCCCCCGCCCGCCCCCCCGGUCGUCCACCUCCCGCGUGAGGCCGCGCGUCGUUGCCCCCGCGGACCCUCCCUGCUCUCUCAUCCCCUGUAAGCUGCGGGAAGCGUGCUGGGCAGGGCUGCCAGCCUCGGUGGGCACCACGCUCCGCGACGGUGGUGGGCUGAGGUGCAUCUUGCGACUGUUGUCCAGCUCUCACUGCCUUCCUUUGUCCCUGGUCCCCCUACCUGCCCGUGCCCCCAGCCCUUGGUUAGGUAGCGAGCCAGCCCCACCCUGCCAAAGGGAGAAAGUGCCAGAGAGAGGGGGGCGGACGUGAAGCGAAAUAAACACUAUUUGGACUGCUGUCUUUUAUAUUUCUGUGCACACACAGAAGGCUAGCAUCCAUCGCACGGAGGUGGGAUGCAAACAUGUGAACAGCAUGGGAAGCAGCUAAGUCUCCUCCAGGGUCCCUGCCUCACCCGCCCACCCCCCACCCUCCGGCCAGGCCCCUCUGUGGCCACCUGUGCUGUGACACCCCCACCCCAGCCUGUCGGGGACGCACGUGGAGGCAGAUAUUUCUAGGGGGGGGUUGCAACUUGUUUCAUCUUUCUUUCUUUGUACUGUGGUCACUGUUACUAUUAUUUAAAGAAUGGGGUGGGGAGGGGGUGGCCAGGGCAUUUUUUGUUGUGUUUCUUUUCGUUUGUUUCUUUUGGUUUGUAUUUACAUUUUGGUUGUGGAUGAGUAACUGACUCCUUCAAGCCAACGCUUGCCUGAGAGCAUGUUUUUUUUUUACUCUAGAAAUCCAACCUUAUAUACUUGUGAGCUAACUGGAAGCAGCCUGCUGCCUGCCCAGAUCUGAGCUGCAUCUCCUGUCUUUUUAGUUUUGCUCCGUUAUCCCAAACCAGAAAGAUGGGAGGUUAGGCUGGCCUGGGCGGACACUCGGGUGAAAGCUGGCGGCAGCGGCCGGAAGUGCCUCCCCUCCGGUCCCAUAACCGACUUCCGAGGAGGAGCCCCGGCUUGCAUCAAGGGUCUCCUGAAGGUGCCAGCCAGUCCUCAGGGUGGGUCCGCCCCAGACCCCGUGGCUGGCGGCAGCUGCAGCCCCUCUGCUCUGAGGCGCCCCAGAGACGAGCCUGUCCCCGGCAAGCCCGCCCCGAGAACCAGCCAACAUUCAUUCUCUCCCACCAUCUUUUUGGUGGCCCCUCCCGGCAGGGCUGGCCUUGGAGGCAAAGAGCGGUGUGCAUUUCAGAGGAUGGUUUCCAGGUGCUUCUCAAGUGCCUCAGGAGGCCCAGGUGACCAUCUGUCCGGCUCACUGGUGCCCCAGAGGCCGUCCGUCUGCCCUCCAGGCCCUGCGAGCGGGCAGCAGGCCUGGUUUCGCAUUGUUCUGCUCUGGAGCCGGAACCUCUGUUUCGUUCCCUCCGACACCGCAUCUUGAGUUCUUACUUGUUCCUCUGCCUGCCAGCCGGGCUGGCCGCUCCUGCCUGCUGCGUUUCCACCUCCAUCAGGGUCUCCGGAGCUCCCGCCUCGUGGCCGUCCCUCUGUCGUCCCCUAGCUGGGCUGUUAGCACAUAGCCAAGUGGCCACGCCCACGGGAAGCCCCCUGUCCUGUCACUUGACCCCCACCGCUGUUGUCUGGCUGGGGGACACAGUGUCAGUCCAUCGGGGUCAGGGGCCUGUCCUCUUUUCGUGGUGGGGGCUGGGGUCAAAGAAUGGGGACUGGUUUUGUUUUGUUUUGUUUUUUUAAGAAGAACUACAUGUACAUAGAAGGGUUUGAUUACCAUUAGACUUGUAUGUAGAACUUUUAAAAAAAUGGCCUUAAUAAAAUUACAAACAACCUUCCUGGAUGCAACUUUCAAACAAGGCACUGGGGACCCCAUGAGGGAACCCCGUCAGCCCGCACUUCCCAUCGGCCCAGCACUGGGUUCUUGGUGCAGGUGGGCAGGGAAGGAGGGGUGUCCAGCCCCGUGGCCCGUUUCUAGCAUCCCUUGGCCAGGAGCACAGGUGACUUUGUAUUAACACGGCAGCCUCGGCCCAUGAGGGGCGUGGGUGCAGAGCUUUCCUGGGGAGGGGACCCAGCCAGAAACCAGUGGCCAGGCAUCCUCAAAGGAUUCACUGCCCCCUCCUAGCGCCAGGCAGGCCUUUGUGGGGAGGGGGGUCUACAACAGGGGAUUUGGGUUUUUUCUUAAAUAUCACUUCUCUACUAAGUAUUCUUGAAUUGCCAAGACUUUUAGAAACAGGACAGCUUAGGGGAAUCAGCCCUUUGACUUGUGAUGUGAAAAUACUGUGAUUUCAGGCGAGCUGCGCCGUGAGGGGUGAGCCGGGGCCCCUGUGUCGUGUACAUAGACCCGCCACCGCGUCCUCGCUCGCUGCGGCUGAGCUCCCCUUAUCUGUUCCUCGGGAGCACGCGCCAUGCCUCGGUUUGCCCCCUGCCCUCUGAGCCCCCAGGAUGGGGAGUGUGUCCCCACCAUGAGGAUGGGACCUGGGAUCAGCCUCUUUCUGUGUUGCCCAGAGAGGAGAGUUUAUAUCCCUGCCCCCCAACCCCCGCCCUUCAGCUUCACCCCCUGCAGUGCCCAGGAUGGACUUGGGGGAGGAGAAGGUGGGUCUCUGGGUCACACCCCUGUCACAGGUGCCCGUGAGGACGUGUGCCAUUACCAGAGGGGGGACGGCAGCACUGCUGGGGUAGAUUGCAGCACCCUCUCCACUUUCCCAGCUCACCUUGCUCCUGCCAGCACUCUCCUGAGCAAGAAGGGUGGGGGCCAGCCCCUUGGGGUAGAGGGCCCUGAGACCCUCAGUGGAAAACUCAGGGGGCAGGUAUAUCCUUCAGCAAAAUUUGGGGACCCACAGCCAGUAGUACCCAGAAGCUGGCCAGGCUCCUUGCUGGGGACAGACGCACAGCAGAAGGGACCCUGACUGCAUUGGGUCCAGCCCCCACCCCCACUGCAGUCCACAGAGCUCCCUGGGAGCAGGCCGGAAGGCCGGAAGGCAGGGGCGGGGGGUGUGUUCAUGGCCCUUUCCCUAACGCCGCCUCCCCACUGGCCGUAGGGCAACCUGCCUGCCUGGUGGGCGUGCACAGGGGCUGGGAGCCCGGCUCUGGGUGCUUGGCUGGCUUUUAUAUGCUGUUACCUACUUGUGGAUUUUAAGGGCUGAGCCAGGAGAGUUAUGACAUUCUAGGUGUGUUGGGCCUGAUUGCUUCAGGCGGCCAACCUCCGAGGAGGAUGGCUGGCCAAGUGGGCCCGUCAUGAAGCCCAUGUGUCACAUGGGGGUGGGCUAGGAUGGCUGCCCAUUUGUCUGUCCAUCAGAUGCUGGUGAGACCCUUGCAUGGAGGAUGAGAGGUCCUGUGUCGUCUGUCCGUCCUGCCAGGGUAGCUGUCCGGCGUUGGGGCUGUGUGCCAGGUGCUGGCUGGCUGUGGCCUGGUCACGGGAGAUGGGGGUAGGUGUGAGGCCCAUGGCGGGGCUGGGCAGGGCUCAGGCAAUGGGGACGGCGCCCUCUGUCCAGCCUGAAGAGUCCCUGAGAUCACUGCUCCUUGGGCUUCUGUGGACCCAGAGACCUCCGGGGGCUGAGUUCUCCUGGGAUGCUACACUUCUCCCCAGAUUGCCACACCUGGGCUGACCCUGAGCUAGUUCAUAACCAGACAUGCUGCCGACCUCCUACCCCGACUCCGGAUUCUGACUUUCCUGCAUGUCCAAAGAAGGCGUCCCCACCCCAGGGUGCAGGCUGGGCGUGGUGAGGCCUGGUGGGGUUGGGAGACCCUCCACCUCCCCUGCCCCCACCCCAGUCAUGACAAAAUGGGAGCACUCCCCCACUCCCUGGGUUCUGAGGGAGCUGUGGUCAGAGGCCUCGGGGUACCCUUGGCAUGGGGUUAGGGCACAGAGGUGCCAGAUCAACGGUACCUGGUGCUCUUGGGCAUGAUGCUUCAGGUGAGGGUGGUGUGGCCGUCGGAGCCUGCACUCCCGCCGCACCACCUGAAGAGCUGGAUGGGGGGGGGGGGGACUGGGUGCCUUGCCUACGCUGGGAGGCCUGCCUGGGGUGAGUGGGCAGCCUGGUCUGUUUCUGCCCUGUUCCGCUCUCAGUGGACCCUGGGCCCCCCCCCACCAAGGGGUCUCUCAGUGUAUGACAGGGGUCCCUGCGAUGUUCCUUUGUCAGUUUGGCCUGAGCCAGCUCUUUUUGGUUUCCUUCAGCUUUUGGGGGUCCUGGCUGGUGGGGCUCAGGCACUUCUCGUAACCAUUGUUGUGCCACAGGUGCCUGGCACAGACAGGAAUUCUCCCCCAGCAGAGGCAGGGUGACCUGCACCCCCAGGCCUGGGCACUGGGGUACCUCUGAAGGCGCCAGGGGGUGGGCAAGACUCUUGCGACCCAGGCGUCAGUUCCUUCUUGUCCUUAGGAGCUCAGGCCCAUGGUCUCUGGGUCCCAGGCUCGUCCCAGGCAGGGUAGGAGACAGGGGCUAGAUGUUAGGAGCUGAUUCCAGGCAGCUCCCCCCACCUUCUACCCAACUGACCAGCGCCCAGCACCCUGUCCCCAGGAGCCAGAUAUGGGGGUUGCCCUCCUCUCACAGGGUUGUGGAAUCUGGGGGCAGUCGAUGCCCAGCCUGUCAUUUCUGACCUCCUGCCAACUGGGGACAAGGGGACACAGCUGUGGCACUUGCCACCAGACUUCGGGAGGGAGGGCUUUGGCAGCUGAGGUCCGCUGACCCUGCCGCGCCCUCCGCAGGAAACUGCCCUUCCCCUUCCAGGAGCUGGGCAGUGCCACUGAUAUAUGCAAACCCUCCAGUCCCGACCCUGUCCCACCUGUGUCCCUCUCCCCAGGCUGGCUCUGCCCCCCCCCCCCAGCAUGUACAUUGUGCCGUAGAUGUCCCGUGGGCUGCACGCGUGGGUGCCCACAGCGGGCGGGGGCGGGCGCUCAGGGCGCACUCGGCCAGCCCCUGCCCAUCCUUUCUGGCGUGGACGCUAUCGUCUUUGUACCUUUGCAUCCUUUGUAAUGAAACGUAAUAAAAAUUCACUGUUUUCGUCUC
Messenger RNA from Odocoileus virginianus texanus, 7092 nucleotides. The record is from RefSeq and is a predicted model, not a curated record. Lineage: Eukaryota; Metazoa; Chordata; Mammalia; Artiodactyla; Cervidae.